Molecule: messenger RNA, 3205 nt
Organism: Eublepharis macularius
Lineage: Eukaryota; Metazoa; Chordata; Lepidosauria; Squamata; Eublepharidae
Exons: 2
Coding region: 126-1073 (315 amino acids)
Source: RefSeq, a predicted model, not a curated record
UAGAGGACAUAAAACGAAUUGCUAGACAGUCCUCAGACCCGGAGACUUGGGCAACUAUUGAUCUUCAUGCAACUAAUGGAGUUCAAAGUCUGGGAGGAUUUCUUGCCAGCUGUGUAAAAGCAUUAAUGCCUGGCAGAAGCAUUUCAAAGGCAUAUUACCAGGAGGAACAAAAACCAGAUGAAUCACCCGAGAUAUACAUUCAACGUAAGGAAAUUUUGGGAAUUGCUAGCGACCUCGUCCGCUUACCCCAAGGUCAAGCUGACUUUAAUACGGUCGAAUUCAAACGGGAAUUGGUAGAUGGCUUGAAUGUUCAAACAAAAAUGAUUUUAGGACCAAUUGUUGUUGGACCCAUGACUUAUCCAGAGCUCCUGGAAAGAAUCAAAAAUGCAGGAAACUUGUUUAGGGAAAGCAGAAAGGCAGAAAGCAAAAAGGGAAAAGACAAACAUGGGGUCUUGCAUAAUGUAACUUUCUCUAACAAUGGACCUUGGAACCGUGCACCAGACGCACAACAACGUAAUUUCAGGACUAGUCCACCUCGAAACAAUUACACAAAUACAUCAGGAAGUAACUUCAGACCUAACACCGGAUGGGUUAGUCCUAGAGGGGGAAGAAAUGCACCACCUAGGAGAUACCAAGAGGAUUCAGGGGUGCAAAAUUGGGAAUGCCCUCCAAGACCACCUAAACGGGACUGGAAUGAAGGAAUUAGAUCUGGGAUAUGGGAAAAAUUGAUGGAAGCUGGAGAACCGAGAGAGAAAUGGGACAGGAAACCCACUACUGAAUUGAUUAAAGGUUUGGCUGAAAUAAUAAAACAGCUAGAGGAUGCAGCUCGUGCAUUGGCACAGAACCAGGCAGCACCGCAAGCAUGUGCAAGAGUCCUGAAAGGAUUCAGCUGCCCGCCAGGUGGAGAAAUGGCAAGUCUCGCCAGCGGCAAUCAACAGCCCGCAGCACAGAAUAUUCCCUCAGAGUCGCUGGGGAUGUACAUGGCCCCGGUGCUCAGCAAACCAGCCUCUCAGUCUCCUGGCUGCCAGUCUGAGGCCACUUCCGGUUGCUCUGGCAUCGGGCUGUGGUGGUGAUUUUUGGAAGAUUUUCCACACCCGAGAGAUGAUUGACUGAUUGCCAAAGCAUGCUGGUGGAAAGCAAGACUCGGAAGGGCUGCUGGCCAAGGCCGAUGUCUGAGCAGGUGCCUCGCCUUCUUCAGCUCUCCUUGGGUGCCUCUCCUUCUUCAGCUGGACCUGCAGUAAAAAGAGAGGCCACCCAAUGAAUCCGGUUUGACUGUCAUGGCUUCUGACCAAGAGAUUCUCGGAUCUGUGAAGGCAAUGUGGAAUCUUAUUCAAAGCUGCUUUAUAUUCCAUCCAACUAGAUGUGCGAUGGGGAGGGAGGUAGCUUGGUGGCCAUUGCAAGAGCCAGCCAAUCAGCUCUCAGCACAGCCAGGUGGCAAGAAGAAUGGGAGGGGCCUAAAAGUUGUUGCAAGUGCUAGCCAAUUAGCUCUCAGCACAGCCAGGUGGCAAGAAGAAAGAGGGGCCUGAGGAUUGUUGCAAGUGCUAGCCAAUCAGCUCUCAGCACAGCCAGGUUGCAAGUAGAAGGAGGGGCCUGGGGGUUGUUGCAAGUGCUAGCCAAUCAGCUCUCAGCACAGCCAGGUGGCAAGAAGAAGGAGGGGCCUGAGGUGGCUUGGCGGCCAUUGCAAGUGCUAGCCAAUCAGCUCUCAGCACAGCCAGGUGGCAAGAAGAAAGAGGGGCCUGAGGGUUGUUGCAAGUGCUAGCCAAUCAGCUUUCUGUAUUCCUGGGGCAGGGGGGAAGCUUGAGGAUUGUUCCUCAUGCCAACCAGUCAGCAAUGUGCACAGCCAGGUGAGGAAACAGUCUCUCUUCCAACCCCCCAGGCCGUCCUUCCAUCAUGAUAGUAGUUAAUUUCCUGGCUUCUGUCUCUUCGAGUCAAACUAGAUGUUACAGUGGCCAUGUGUCCGACUGGUACCAUUUUAGAGGAGAAUUUAGCAGUUUAAAAUUGCUGUGUGGAAGACACCAGGAGAUCUUGUUCCUGCUACCCCGUGGCCCAGAAACUACUUACAAAGUGGAGCUGCACAUGGAAAGGGGUGAGGGGGACAUGGAAAUAGGGACACAGUGUUCUGUGGGCCUCCCCCCAAAUUCAACCCCAAAGAUGGUAACAAUAAACCUUGCUAUUUUUUUGAUUCCUUAUUGUUUUAAAAUUGUUGUGAAGUUUGCAAAGAUUAUUUAUUUAAAUGGAGUCUCUGAUCCUCCUCCUCUUCAAAGGGUGUUGCACAGAAUGUGUCUGCAGGUUUUGCCAAUGAACCAGUCAUCGUCACCGUAUGAGAGAGGGGGAGGGAGGGAUGGGAUGGUUACAAAUAACCUAUGGUUAUACACGUACUCAGGAGUAAGCCCCAAUGGAUGAAAUUAAGAACAUCUGACUAUCACCUGCUGGAUCGGGCUACCUAUUCCAGCAUCCUGUGAUCAACCAGAUGUCCCCCAGAAGGCUGUCACUGAGGGCCACGGCUCGUCCUGUGGGUAUCCCUCUGCAACUGGCUUUCAGAAGUAUACUGCCACUGAACAUGGAGGUUCCAUUUAGCCAACCUGGCUAACAGCCCUUGAUGAACCUUCCUCCAUGAAUCUGUCCUGUCACUUCCCCUUUAAAGUCAUGUAAGCCAAUGACCAUCCCAUCUAGCAGCAGUGAGUUCCGUAAGUAUAUUAUCACACUGUAGAAAGUUGGGAGGAGGGUUUUUUGGCCUGUUCCUCAUUUGCUGCCUGUCAAUGUUGUUUGGUUGCUUCAAGUUUCUCUAGUGUGAGAGUUUCCUCUAUGCACUUUCCCUACUACAUGUAGAACUGUAUCAACCCUCUAUCAUGCCUUUCGUCUUCUUUCUUACAUGAAAGCUGACAUCCUUAAGAUGUUCUAAAUCAUACACAAGGCAAACAGCCUUAAGUACAAAAUCAGAGUCUGGUAGCACCUUAAAUAAACUGAGCAGUUGUUAGGGUGCCAUCAGACCCUUUUUUGGUCAGUGACUGAAUCUACUACCCUUCUGGAGACUUUGCAGCUUGGGUACUUUCUGCUAGAAGGCAACAUCACUCUUGGUAAUCAACUAGCCCAUGUGGAAGACUGGACAAUCUAGAAGGCUAAGAAGAGCUUCUGCAUACAGAAGCCGUCGAUCUCUGAGUAAAGGAAGCCAGGGAGCAAACAAUGUCCUACCUUCUCGGUCUUG